Molecule: messenger RNA, 669 nt
Organism: Anastrepha obliqua
Lineage: Eukaryota; Metazoa; Arthropoda; Insecta; Diptera; Tephritidae
Gene: mRpS18C
Product: 28S ribosomal protein S18c, mitochondrial
Exons: 2
Coding region: 97-522 (141 amino acids)
Biological process (GO): mitochondrial translation
Cellular component (GO): ribosome; mitochondrial small ribosomal subunit
Molecular function (GO): small ribosomal subunit rRNA binding; structural constituent of ribosome
Source: RefSeq, a predicted model, not a curated record
ACAGCUGAUUUAUACAUUAAGGAAUUAAACAAUUUUUCUUCGGUCACACAGCAUUUAGGUAUCUGUGUGUAGACGAUUUCACUAAAUCAAAGGAGAAUGUUUCAAAUUGCCAGAAUUGCAAUACGCAGUGCUGUUGUCAACACUCGGUUGAGCGUAACCCCACUUUUGGCCGUCACACCAAAUCGCCGACAUUUCAGUACUCCCGCGGAAAGUACUGAUGAACCAAUUGAUAUCCCCAAUCCAUUCGAGAAAGACCGACGACUGUGCAUUCUGUGCAAACAUGAUAUAGUACCAAACUACAAAAAUGUGAAGUUGCUGUCUCAGUUUCAAUCUCCAUACACGGGGCGUAUUUACGGAAGACACAUUACUGGCUUAUGUAAACAGAAGCAGGAGCAAGUAGAAAAAGCUAUUAUCCGAGCACAAAACUGCGCUCUGAUGCCAACGUAUCACAAAGAGAUGGACUUUUUGAAGGAUCCACGUUUGUUUGACCCUGAGAAGCCGAUUCGCCCGCAUAAAUAUUAGAGCAUCCUUUGAGUUUUUCAUUUUUGUUAUAAGAAAACAAGUUUAUAUUUAACCGAAUCAGAAAUAAGAAAUGUGUUUAUAUGGAAAACUUCAUUGCCAUCUUAAUAAGCUAACCAUUGACUACUUCACAAAAGCAAAGUAAGCUCA